Messenger RNA from Leptonychotes weddellii (Weddell seal), 1172 nucleotides. The record is from RefSeq and is a predicted model, not a curated record. NCBI's taxonomy places the organism in Eukaryota, Metazoa, Chordata, Mammalia, Carnivora, Phocidae.
UUAGAACCUCCUUCCUCCACUCUCUCCCCGCCUCACUCAUACUCACACACCCCAAACUCCACCCCCAGGCACCUCCCUGGCCCCUGCUAGGUUGGGCUACUCGAGGAAGUUUCCGAAAGCACCAGGAAUACUAAGUUACUUUUUCCAGGUGAUUGCUUGUGAGACCGCGCUGGGCCCACCUUGGUGAGUUGCAGCCCAGAACUCUGGGCUCUGCUGGGAGGAGGAGGACGGGAAGUUGAAAAGGUCUUUGGACUUGGUGGCGUGGCUUUCAUCCUCAUGGCUUCACACCAGGGCCCCAGCGGUGAGUGCUCCCAUAUCAUCGAUCACACCCAUGUCCCCGAGUUCGAGGUGGCCACCUGGAUCAAAAUCACCCUCACCUUGGUGUACCUGGCCAUCUUCGUGGUGGGCAUUCUGGGGAACAGUGUCACCAUUUGGGUCACCCAGGUGCUGCAGAAGAAAGGCUACUUGCAGAAGGAGGUGACGGAUCACAUGGUGAGCCUGGCUUGCUCGGACAUCUUGGUCUUCCUCAUCGGCAUGCCCAUGCAGUUCUACAGCAUCAUCUGGAACCCCCUGACCAUGCCCAGCCAUGCCCUGUCCUGUAAGAUUCAUACUUUCCUCUUUGAGGCCUGCAGCUAUGCCACGCUCCUGCACGUGCUGACGCUCAGCUUUGAGCGCUAUGUCGCCAUCUGCCACCCCUUCAGGUAUAAGGCCAUGUCGGGGCCCUGCCAGGUGAAGCUACUGAUUGGCUUCGUCUGGGUCACCUCCACCCUGGUGGCGUUGCCUUUGCUUUUUGCCAAAGGAGUUGAGUACCCCCUGGUGAAGGUGCCCAAUCACCCGGGCCUCUCCUGCAACCACUCCCGCACUCGCCACCACGAGCAACCGGAGACCUCCAACAUGUCCAUCUGUACCAACCUUUCCAGCCGCUGGACGGUCUUCCAGUCCAGCAUCUUCAGCGCCUUCAUCAUCUACCUCUUGGUCCUGGUCUCCGUGGCCUUCAUGUGCUGGAGCAUGAUGCAGGUGCUCAUGAGGAGCGGCCAGGGCACGCUGGCCAGGAAGGGACAGCCGGCGCAGCUGCAGAAGUCGGAGAGCGAGGAGAGCAGGACAGCCAGGAGGCAGACCAUUAUCUUCCUGAGUAUCUGUGUACUUGGCAUGUAUUCUAUAUGAUAUAAACA